GGAAAAAGCCACACUUCUUGGGUCUUUUUCUUCAGACAGCUAUUUACAUGUGGUGCGGUUGUAUUAAACUUUCUUACGUAUGGCAUGUUUAUGGGUGCACCGACAGUAUUAAUACCUCAAUUAAGAAAAGAAGCUAAUUCAACAGACAUUGUAACACCAGAAAUGGCAUCUUGGUUAUCUUCUAUGUCAGCCUACAAUGGUAUACCGUGGGGAUUUAUAUUGCCUCUAUUGGCAUAUCGCUUUGGAAGAAAAUAUAUUUUAGUUUUGAUUAGCGUUAGCGUAUUAAUAGGAAAUAUCAUUUUUUACUGUAGUACAAGUAUGACAGAACUAAUUGUCAGCCAAGCCUUACAAGGCAUCCUGGCCGCCUCAAUAACUACAAUCACCAUAAUGGUUAUGUCCGAAUACACAUCGCCUAAGUACAGAGGUGUGUUAUUAGCCGUGAAGUCUGCAACAUUCUAUUGGGGAGUUUGGAUCUCAAAUGCUAUCGGAACGUUCUACCACUGGAGAAAUAUUGGCAUCGUUAUUUUUGUUUGUAGUAUUUACAACUUAUCGUCCAUAUUCUACAAGGAAUCACCUUAUUGGCUGGCGACAAAGGGGCGUUUUGAAGAAUGCGCCAAUAUUCACCGAUGGCUUAAAGGCACAGGGGAAGAUUCAGAGGAAGAGCUCAGGAAGCUUAUAUCAUCACAACAAGAGCACUUAAAUAUGAAAGUAGAAAUCGAAGGGCGUGCAAAUUAUAGAAAAUUUAUUAAACUCUUGAAUAUAUUGCGAUGUGAAAGUUUUUAUAAGCCUUUUGUAUAUGCCAUCCUGCCGAUAUGCCUAUUUCAUUUUUCAGGCAAGAUGGCGUACACCAUGUACGCUAUAGACAUCAUUAAGAAAUUGACAUCAAGCGAAGAAAUGGCCUUUGGAGGCAUGCUUGUAUUGGAUGCGGUUACUGUACUAGGCAUGUAUCUAGGCUGUGGGUUAGCUAAAAUUGCAAGACGUCGAACACAAUUACUUUUAUUUUCAUUUAUGGGAAUACUUUUUUUAUUUGGUUUGUCAAUUUAUUUGUACAUGGUUAAUAUUAAUGUAUUGUCAGAGAACAAAUACGUCUCUUUGUUUUUAUUAACGGCAUUUUCGUUAAGCAUUAGCGGUGGACCAAUAAUUCUCUCAGCCUGCUGUGCAGGAGAGUUGUGUCCAUUGAGGUACAGGAGCUAUUUUUUGUGUUGUCUCUCAAUUUUUAAUAGCAUAUUACUAGCGACCGUUGUUAAAUUUUCACCGUUACUUUUCAAAUAUUUUGGUACGCAUGGCGCAUUCUUAUUUUAUAGUAUGUCAUCGUCUAUUUUUUUUAUACUCGUCUACAAAUACAUGCCUGAAACAAAAGAUCUGACUAUUCAGGAAAUACAGGAACUCAUUUUACGAGAUGACCACAACGAUAGACGACAAAUCAAUACUGAAACCCUUCCACUGCAAGAACCAGAACGUAGAGCCAAAUUGAAAUAG
Molecule: messenger RNA, 1479 nt
Organism: Maniola jurtina (meadow brown)
Lineage: Eukaryota; Metazoa; Arthropoda; Insecta; Lepidoptera; Nymphalidae
Product: facilitated trehalose transporter Tret1-like
Exons: 3
Coding region: 85-1479 (464 amino acids)
Biological process (GO): transmembrane transport
Cellular component (GO): membrane
Molecular function (GO): transmembrane transporter activity
Source: RefSeq, a predicted model, not a curated record